This is a messenger RNA of Cooperia oncophora, 252 nucleotides long. The record is from the annotation of a GenBank genome assembly. NCBI's taxonomy places the organism in Eukaryota, Metazoa, Nematoda, Chromadorea, Rhabditida, Trichostrongylidae.
AUGAUCGGGAACAUGCUUAUUACCAUUAAUCGAUACUCGGCUGUUUGUCUCACGAAUAAAUACGAUGUGAUUUGGACCAGGAAGUGUGUCUUGGCAGUAGUUGUCGUCCAGUACCUCGUUUCGUUUGCUGCUUUCAUCCAUCUCACUGGAGCGAAACUGAUAUAUAUUCACCAUGAGGAUGGAACGGUUGCAUGUGAUGGGCUCGAAAAACACGUCGAUCUUGUGAGUAUGUUACAACUUUCCAGAGCAUGA